Messenger RNA from Clupea harengus (Atlantic herring), 2014 nucleotides. RefSeq lists its product as uncharacterized. The record is from RefSeq and is a predicted model, not a curated record. Bases 32 to 1492 code for a protein of 486 amino acids. The transcript has 3 exons. Lineage: Eukaryota; Metazoa; Chordata; Actinopteri; Clupeiformes; Clupeidae.
CCUGGCACUCAGUGAGAUUCAGUGAGGUUGAAUGGUUCAGCUGGAUAUGCAUGGGGUGGUCAUGGUGUUCAACAACAUGAGGCUUUCGUUGAUUUGUCUCCUACUCUUGGUUGAGAGAUGGAAUUUGCUUCAUUAUGGAGCACUUGCAAAUCCAUACCAUCAUGAAUAUGGAAAGUAUGAGGAUGGGUCUACAGCUAGUACAGGUAGUGGCUCUGAGCUUCAUUACCCUGGAAGAUAUACUGGACUUGACCUGGAAUUCGAAAGCCAUCAACCCAAUCUGGCUAGCCAUCAACUAUCCUCCACAGAAGGUGUCAACAGUGCGCAGUUCAAGAUGUCACUAAGCAAUGAACUGCCUGAGCGCCAUCAAAACCCUGUGAGCAGUUCUACAAGCUUCUAUCGCUCCUCAACGUUUCAACAUCCAUCCAGGAAUCCUGAAACUGCACAAAUUGCCCUUGUCUCCCCCAGGGAAAAAAGGAUUCCCCAGGAUUCCAGUCAAGGUAUGAACAAUAUCUUUACGCCUGAACGUUCUGAAUAUGCUCGGUUUCGAAAUGAAGCUGGUGGCUUUACCCAAAAUGCACCAGGCAGUCUGUAUCCCAGCAAUCCUGUAAAGAACAGUGUCGGUGUUCCUACUGUGUAUACAGUCCCUUACUUUUCUAUCAAUAGAAACUAUCCUGAUUAUAAACAGCUUGAAAAUAAUCAUUUGGCUCAUCAGUCAACACCUCUCCCUGAACCUGGAAGACAAUUGCCUGUUGAUCCCAUCACUAACCUCCGACAUCCAUCACCAAGUUUGUUCAGACUCAAAGACAAUAUGCAGAGCAUGGCUUAUGACUCCUCUCCACAAGACACCAACACUCACACAUUCCCACAUACUGGAUAUUAUGAGCGUGGUUCUUUAAAGAUUGAUCACAGGCCAGAUGACCAAGUCGGUGGUAAAUGGGCUGUUCAAAGGCUUGUGUCCAGUAACAGUGUGCCAGUUCAAAGCGCAAGUUCUUGGCAUGAUGGAGGGCAGAGGACAAACAAUGAGAGGUUUGGUUUAAGUCAAAUGCCACCUGUUCAGCAUGGUGGAAGUGAAUUUGAAAUGUCUUACUUUCCCCAGAGGGACAACUGGCCAACAGCUGAUGAAGGGCAAGUCCGGGAGCUUCAUCCAAUCACAGAAGAUAUGCCGUCACAGAACUCCCAGCAAGAACCACCUGUAGUCGUCAACCUUCCCCUUGCUAAAAAUGGAGAUGCAUCAAGUGGCAGUGCCCGAGGAGAAACUGACUUGCAUCAGUCUUUUAAGACCAGGCACAAAGCUAUGACUGACGAUAAGCAGUUAAUCCAAUUCCGACUCAAGAAACGUUAUCUUGUGAGAGCCUUUAACCAUUAUGAGCAGGGCAAGCUCUACCAAUCCCACGGCAGCAAUGACCCAACAGAAAUGGACAUUCCAUCUGGUGGCAAAACGCUGCGGUUACAGGUCCACAGCGACGGAAACCCCUCGGAAUGGUUACAGUAGGUAAUGUACUCUACUUCUAAUAGUUCAACUUCCUUUCCUUUUGUUUACUUUAACAUCAAUUUUCAAUUGUUUCUUUGAUAGAAAAAUGUGACUAUCGAUCGCUUGUGACAUCCCUCAGGCUCUGUACUGUACAGCCUUUUUUUUUCUGGUAAUAAUAAAACAAAACUGACCUGAACCCUGCUUAUCUAUUGCAUUAUUGAUCGCAGGUAUUUGCAAUGGUUGUAUUCCUUAGCUGUCGGUACUCAUGGAUCUCCUGACAAGAACUGAAGUUUAGGCUCAUCAGGCAACAAUGGCUAUUCACAAUUAACAGAAUGUCGCAGUUAAUGUCUUCAUCCGACUCAAACUUGCUUGUUCUAGGGUUUGGCUCUGAGUUUAUGAUGGAUAUUUUGAACACAGGACUACUUUCAACAAAACUAAUACCUGAUAAUUUACUAAUUCAGUGUCCACUUAUAAAUGCACAUAUUUAUUGUGACACUUAUUGCCAUUAAAAUAUUAAAUAAGGCACUCAAGACAUCACUCAUU